Molecule: messenger RNA, 681 nt
Organism: Lindgomyces ingoldianus
Lineage: Eukaryota; Fungi; Ascomycota; Dothideomycetes; Pleosporales; Lindgomycetaceae
Exons: 1
Coding region: 139-597 (152 amino acids)
Source: RefSeq, a predicted model, not a curated record
GGCUUAGCGACAGCUCAUCCCAUGCAGGCCCGCUCAACUCGGCUCCACCCAGCUCGGCUGUGAAGUCAGGCUGCUCCGGUGCUCUCAACUGUUGGCACUGCACCAGCAUAGCUUAGGGGCGAUGGCAAGCAUGGGGGGAUGGACAGUAAGAAAUAUCAAUUCAAUACUUCCUUCCUCGAUGAUGAUCGGUCCAAGAGUCUUGGUCGAGGUACAAGACCCGUGGACGUUGUGUUUUGCCGAUCACUCAAUUGUCACCGUGCAGAUUCAUCAUUCCUUUUGGCAGCCCCGCUAUCGCCUCAUUGGCCCCCGCUAGCGUCUAAGCUCCUCAGCCUUCAACAGCAGGUCACUGUCCAACCUCUUCCGCUUCACUCGCACGUCGCGAUCGCUCUCACUCUCCACUCUGCUAGAUCGUCUCCAAUCGCGCUUCCAAAGCUUCAUACUUCAAGUAAGUACUAUUCCCAAGCUUCUCCAACCUCAAUUGGUCCCGUGAGCACUUCCCGGAAGUCCCGCCGCCGGUCCCACGCAGCCAAACAAGACGCUCAAACAAAAUGCCGCAUCGAUGCAGAAUUUUCGGUGAACCGCAGGCUUGAAGGUUGAUAACCGACUUCAAACUACUAAGCAUCUCACUUUCCAUGAUCUCUUUCAUCUUCCCCUCGAGUCCACUCCAUCUCAUCGACGCGC